AUGGUGCGCCUGAUGCUGUACCCGCUCUUCAGCGAUGUGGACGACCUGUUCUCUCCCCUCGAGGCUCUGGACCAGCUAACUGACGCGAUGCGGCCCGCGGUGCGUCAGGCGGACAAGAAAACGAAGCACACGACUUCGGAUCGCAGUUCCAGCUGCCUGUGUCUCCGUGGCGCCGCGCACCCCGGCAGCCCUCGGAAGCGUGCGCAGAGCAUCGGCGAAGAAGACACGAGAAGCGAUUCGCCUGACGACUCCAAGUUCGUUUUGAACUGCAACGUUCGCGGCUACAAGCCUGAGGAAAUCUCCGUCAAGGCGGUCGACGACUGCAUCGAGGUGAGCGCGAAGCACGAGGAGGAGAGCGAGGACGGUUCUAGCUACGUGAAGCGUGAGUUCACCCGGCGGUUCACCCUCCCUGAAGGAGUGAAAGCCGAGACGGUCACCUGCGCCCUCUUGCCGUCCGGUGUGCUGGCCAUCGAAGCGCCCAAGCCGGAGCCUCCCAGGAAGAAGCCGAGGACGAUUCCCAUCGUAGUCGAGUCGUCGAAGCCGAUCGCGGCGGCGGACCAGUCUGAUAAGGGGACGGAAAAACCCGAAGAAGGCACCACCGAAGCUGCAAAGGCGUCGUGA
Messenger RNA from Dermacentor andersoni, 621 nucleotides. The record is from RefSeq and is a predicted model, not a curated record. Lineage: Eukaryota; Metazoa; Arthropoda; Arachnida; Ixodida; Ixodidae.